AUGACAAUAGAAAAAAAGGCGAAGAAAAAAAUGGAAAAAGAAUUAUGUGAGCGGGAAGUUGAAAUUGAAAAAUUCAAGGAAUCUGCACAAAAAUCAGCGACAAAAAUGGAAAAUUUGAAGGAAAGCUGCCGAGAGAAAGACAAACAAAUAAGUCAUUUGGAAAAAAAACUGAAUGAAACAAUGGAAGAAUCAAAUGCAAAUAUUACUGAAAUGAAAAAAAUUCACAAGCAAUCUAAAGACGAACUGCAAAAUUGUUUGGAUGAGCUGAAGAAAACAUACCAAAAAUUAGAAGCAGAAAAUAAGUCGCAGAAGAUGAAACUUGAAUUUUUUGAGAGGGAACGAGAGUCUUCUGUUGAAUCUGAUUAUGUAUCUGGUGGAAGACAAAGUCGAUUAAAUGGUAGAUUAUAUUCUUGUAGUUCACUAGGAUCUGUUGGAUCAGUACGUACACUUAGCAGACGAACGGUAGAACCGGAAAGCAAAUUUUCAUCUGGAUACCGUAGUCCUUCCAUUUUUUCUACGAGCUAUUAUUCAAGUGAACCAUGUAGCAAUCUUUCAAGAAGUCCAUCACAAAGUCAACUUACAAAUGAACGAAAAAUAUCACAGUUAGAAAGACAAGUUGCUUCAGCGAACACUGAUGCUCAAAUAUUGAAGCGGGAAAUUGAAGUUUAUAAAUCAACUUUAGCAGAAAACGGCAAAGAACGAGAUAGUUUGUCACAAAAGAUACGCACACUCAAUGCUUCUAUUCGAGAAUUAGAACAAUCAUUAGCGAAUGAAGAGAGAAAAAAUCAUGAAUGGGAAUUACGUUUAAAAAAGACUCAAAAUGAAUUAGCAAAUGUCCGCGAUAAAUAUGAACAAGCAGUUAGAGAUGGUCAAACAGAAUUGCUUGAAGAAAGACGAAAAAUGCGACUGAAAAUGGAUUCAUUUUCGAAAACAAAUGAAAUACGAAAACGAGACAUCAGAGAAGAACGAAUUAUUGAAGAGUUGCAAACGGAACUUGUUAAUACAAGAACACAGCUUAACCGAGCUCUAUCACAAGUUUCUCAUCUAGAAAGUAUCAACAAAUCACAAGGUACAUACGGAGAAACAUGGGAGCACCAGUAUCGAAUGGCAUUUCUUGAGUUGCAAUCAUUACGUGAUGAAAAUGCAAGCUUGAAAACAAAAUUACGACGGCAAAAUCGUGAAAUUGAACUUUUGAAACAGCAAUCAGAAAUGGGAGCUAAUGUAGCACUAUUAGAAAGUAAAAUGGGAAUAUCCAAUAUGAAUACAACAACAACAGAAAGUUCAUGGAAUUGA
Messenger RNA from Thelazia callipaeda (thelaziosis nematode), 1293 nucleotides. The record is from the annotation of a GenBank genome assembly. NCBI's taxonomy places the organism in Eukaryota, Metazoa, Nematoda, Chromadorea, Rhabditida, Thelaziidae.